Molecule: messenger RNA, 5562 nt
Organism: Gallus gallus (chicken)
Lineage: Eukaryota; Metazoa; Chordata; Aves; Galliformes; Phasianidae
Gene: LOXL2
Product: lysyl oxidase like 2
Exons: 12
Coding region: 258-2048 (596 amino acids)
Biological process (GO): peptidyl-lysine oxidation
Cellular component (GO): membrane
Molecular function (GO): protein-lysine 6-oxidase activity; copper ion binding
Source: RefSeq, a predicted model, not a curated record
CACCAUGCAAAUCAAUGGAUGCUCUCUCUAUGCCACGAGGAUCUGCUCCCACCACCUGAGACCAGCCCCGUAUGAAACCCCACUGUUUGUUUACCUGUUUCUGUCAACAGGCUUUAAGCUCUUUCCCCCUCACGUAAAUGUUUGCCCCUCUAAGCACACACCUGUGUGCAACAUAAAUGCUGAUGUUUGCCCAGAGAGCACCUCAGCAUCUCUUCUGGAGACAGCUCAAGUCAAAUGUUAAUUAAGCCAUUGAGAACAUGAACAUUCAGGUGGAGGACAUCAGGAUCCGGCCCAUCCUCGCCACCUAUCGCAAGCGGGUGCCCGUCACGGAGGGUUACGUGGAGGUGAAAGAUGAAGGGACCUGGAAGCAGAUCUGCGACAAGCACUGGACCAUGAAGAAUUCCCGAGUCGUCUGUGGCAUGUUUGGGUUUCCGAGCGAGAGGAAAUACAACACCAAGGUCUACAAGAUGUUUGCCAGCAGAAGGAAGCAGCAUUACUGGGCUUACUCCAUGGACUGCACUGGGAACGAGGCGCACAUCUCCAGCUGCAAACUGGGCAACCACCUCAACGUGGACACGGAGAAGAAUGCAACGUGUGACAACGGGAUGCCCGCAGUGGCCAGCUGUGUCCCUGGCCGUGCCUUUGCCCCCAGCAGCCACAGUGGCUUCCGAAAAGCCUUCAGGCAGGAGCAACCUCUGGUGAGGCUGAAAGGAGGAGCCAACACCGGCGAAGGCCGAGUGGAAGUGCUGAAGAAUGGGGAGUGGGGCACAGUGUGCGAUGACAACUGGAACCUGGUGUCGGCCAGCGUGGUGUGCCGGGAGCUGGGCUUCGGCAGCGCCAAGGAGGCAAUAACGGGGGCAAGACUGGGGCAAGGCAUGGGUCCAAUCCAUCUAAACGAAAUCGACUGUACAGGAUUUGAGAAAUCCCUCACAGACUGCAAGUUCAACAUGGAGUCGCAGGGCUGUAACCACGAGGAAGAUGCUGCUGUGAGAUGCAACGUUCCCGCGAUGGGUUUCCAGAACCAGCUGCGCCUGGUUGGUGGUCGCAACCCAUACGAGGGCCGGGUGGAGGUGCUGGCGGAACGCAAUGGCACGCUGCGUUGGGGCACGGUCUGCAGCCAGGGAUGGAGCACCGUGGAGGCCAUGGUGGUGUGCAGGCAGCUGGGGCUGGGCUUUGCCAGCCAUGCCUUCCAGGAAACCUGGUACUGGCAUGGAGAUGUCAGUGCUGACAGCGUGGUCAUGAGUGGGGUCAAGUGCUCGGGGACGGAGAUGUCCCUGGCCCACUGUCGUCAUGAUGGAGCUGACGUCUCCUGUCCUAGAGGAGGAGGUCGCUUUGGUGCUGGCGUGUCCUGCUCGGAGACUGCCCCUGACCUGGUGCUCAAUGCCGAACUGGUGGAGCAGACUGCCUACCUGGAGGACCGCCCCAUGUUCAUGCUGCAGUGUGCACAGGAGGAGAACUGCUUGGCCAGCUCUGCCGUCAACACCUCCGUCACCUCCGGGUACCGCCGCCUGCUCCGCUUCUCCUCCCAGAUCCACAACAAUGGGCAGUCAGAUUUCCGCCCCAAAAAUGGUCGCCACGCUUGGGUCUGGCAUGACUGCCAUCGGCAUUACCACAGCAUGGAGGUCUUCACCCACUAUGACCUACUGAACCUCAAUGGAACCAAAGUAGCUGAAGGACACAAAGCCAGCUUCUGUCUGGAAGACACCGAAUGUGAAGCAGAUGUGCAAAAACAGUACGAAUGUGCCAAUUUUGGGGAACAAGGGAUCACUGUUGGCUGCUGGGAUGUGUACCGACACGACAUUGACUGCCAAUGGAUCGACAUCACCGACGUCCCACCAGGAGAUUACCUCUUCCAGGUCGUCAUCAACCCCAACUAUGAAGUGGCUGAAUCUGACUACUCCAACAACGUGAUGAAAUGCCGGAGUCGGUACGACGGGCAGCGCAUCUGGAUGUACAACUGCCACACAGGUGGCUCCUUCAGCGACGAAACAGAACAGAAGUUCGACCACUUCAGUGGACUCACAAAUAACAAAGUGUCCACCCGAUAGAGCAGCACUGCCUCCCAUCCCACUAUUUAAAGAAGCGAGGCUUCCCGCUGCGGUGAUUCCCCCAACCACUGCGCCAAGAGAAAAGAAAUCAAGCAAUCAAACUCUAAAUUAGCAAGGUAAAUUAUUUUCUAAAGCUGCCUUCCUUCCCGGUGUAAAUGCUUGGAUCACCUCUUGUAAUUCCCAUCCCCACUGCUGAGGAUGUUGGGAGCAGGCUUUCAAACUCUACUGGGCUCCAACCUACCCCACCAGGACUUCUCCCUCCGUUUUGCAGGACCAUCUUUAUGUGUGUGCACAGCUCCGGGCUGCAGUGAGCACAGUUUGCCUUUGGUUGGGUAUCAACAACCUCAAUGGGUCUUUACCAUUCAUUUUCUUCAAAUUUCGGUACUUUUAAGCUCAAGCUGAAGCACCAUCGACGCAUCCUCUUCCAUUUGUGAUGGUGCUUAUCCUCAGCACUGCUGCCACUGCUCCAUUUUAGCAAAGAAACACGGGAAAGAAAACAAGCAAACAAACAAAAAUCGAAGCGUUCUUUCUGAGCAGAACAGUCUAAAGCAUAAUUUAAUACUGCAACCAAACUCUUGCAUUCAACAACCGACUCCCGGAACCACCCCUUCAAUGGAGCAGUGAAUGGAGCAGAACUCUGCCUACAUCCGCAGCAGAGCUCCACCACCACCCAGCAGCCACGAUGGAUCCACAGGAUUGUUGCUUCCCCACUGCACAGUAAGCAAUUCACCCAACAGCCCCCCACAUCCAUCUACACGUUACCUUCUAAGCUGGAUAUUCACUCUGUCUUUCGAAGGAUGAGUUUAGUUAAGGCAUUGUAUCCCUGUACCUUACAGAGGUAACUUCGUGGCUUGCAUCGCUGGGGAUGCGCUGACCGCCUGCCUACGUUGGCUUUGAGGAUCUCUUCUUUACACUUAGUCAGUUCACAAUGGUGCUAAGUGUGCUCCUCUGUUUGUUUGAGGACAUACGUUGCUACAGGUUUUCCGACACGCCUACUUGAAUAAAACGUUUCACCCGGAGAAAAAAAAAAAAAAUAAAAGAAAAUGCUUUUAAAUCCUACUUUAUAUUCCUACUCCACGACAGUUUAGGGCCUUGUUCACAAUUCCUGGUGCUGAAGUUUCCUUCCCCCUCUGUGUUUGUACAGAAGGCUUCUACACGCAGCUAGAGCUAAUGGGAUAAUGCCAAUUAACCAUCUCAACCCACAGGGAUCAACCCACAAACCUACCUCACAGGGAUGUUGUGAGGCUUAAAAGGUUCUUGCUAAUGCCUACUGGAGUAUUUCUUGUAGCCAAGAUGGUGACACAGAGGAGAGGUUUUCAGCCUACUGGAAGUUGGGAAACUCCAUUUUGUUCUCCAGAUGCAGGACAGUGCAGCUAAAGCAGAGCCUGGGGGAUGCUCCAUUGCUGCUGCUGCAACUCAAGGUGUCUCUUGGAGCACCCCACGCCAUCGGGCUCUGUGCAAGUUGAACUACUGUUGAGUUCUGGUUUGCUUCUCCUAACGAACAAAUAACUUUGCUUUCUAACAGAGCAACGCAGGCAGGCUUCUUUUAAAUGAGGAAAAAGAAAAAAAAAACCCUGAACCUCAAUGCCUACCACUACUGGGGGAUAUUUUAACAACCAUAUGACAACAGAGUAAACACUGAACAGUUUUCAACUCCUACAGAUGCUCUGCUCCGACCAACUGCUGGCCAGCGAGAUGCCCUUCCCUCACCCUGGUGCACUCCUAACAACUCCUCGUGGGCUUUAACACGAAGUAACACUUCCUUACGUGCUGCAGAGAGUACAGAUGCUUUGGAACAGAGCAGGGCACGGUGUCCUCCAGCACGAAGAGCAAUCUGCAGGGCUCUGGAGCUCAACCUCUCAUUCAACUUUUUUCCCUUCUCAAUUCAGAAAGCAAAGAGAACGUCCCCAUGGCAACUCACUGUUCUGCAUGCAGUUUAAUAUCACAGCCAUGCUCGUCUACACAUGGGUUUUUUUUUGAGUGGAGAUGGUUCACUCCUCCUGGUCCAAACCUUCUGGCAGGAGCCCUUCAGGGCCAGAGCCACACUGCUGCUGGUGCUUCAGCCCCAAGGCUCUGGUCACCAACCUCCUUGCCACCACCGUGUCAGUCUGGGGUCUCUCUUUGGCAAGCUGAAGGAGUUCUGGGUGAAAAAGGGUGAAAAUGGUUAAGCUGGAGGGCGGUCAGGAGCUGUCUUAUGGCUUAACUGUAGGACACAAGCGUCUAUUUUCUGAGUUCCUUUGGGAUGAGCAUUACUAUGAGCAAAUCAUCCCACCCCUACAGAGCAAGUUGUUGGUUCUUUUGGAAAGGCUUUCCUCCAGGUUUUCUACGAUAGCUUUUGUGCAACAGUGACAAUAUUUGGAUGUAAAGCAGCUCUGGUCCUCCACUGGUCCAUCAUAGUUGGACCUGAUGGUCUCAGUGGUCUCCUUCCAACCUCAAUGAUUCUAUGGGGAUGGGUUGGUUGAGUCAACCUUAGAGGUCAUUUCCAACCCUAAUGCGUGUUAAUGGUCUUAUGAUUGUGCAGUGUUCCCCACUGGCUUUCAGGAACACUUUGCAGCUCCAGUCCCUUCUCUGAGAACAAAACGAAGGCACAAUCCAACCCACGGAGCCACACAGAGAGAGGUUUCAUCUCAGUAUCAGCUCACCAAAACCAACAGCCUCAAUCCUCAAAAAGCACCAAUGGAAAAAUAGCAGUUGUUUUUUUUUUUAAUUGCUAAACCUAUCAGAUGCUUUAGGAAAAAAACUGGCCAGGAGGGAGCAGUGAACUCCAGUUCCUGGUGCACAUCUGGCUUGCUACAGUUUCAUCCUCAAUAAAGCAAUACACCAGAACCUUACUAAAUCCAAACUAAUCUGGAUUUGGCUGCUAUCUGAUCAUUUAUCAGCAACUGUUUGCAAAUUAUUAUCCAGUUACCCACGUGGGCUUUGCUUGCUUUUUCAGAAGUGUUAUUCCUAAAGGCAGCCUAGCAGCAGCUUAAGGAAAAAGGGGCAGGCUCAGAGCAUCACAGCUUGGACAAUGGAACUGCCAAUCUUCCUUCAAAAAGCUGUUAAAAAAAUCAUCAUAAUUAAAAAAAAAAAGGCACUGUCAGCUAAUUGAGAUCCAAGCCUGCACUUGGAAAUAAACAGCACUUAAAGUCAGUGCAAGGUUUGUAUGUGGAUGGAGCUUAUAACCCGAUUCCCACUCGUGCCAAUAGGGUACAUAUGGGGAAUCUGAAUGAGAACAGGUGAGAAGUGUGAAAGCAAACCACUUCUUUCACGUUUAAUUGAGCUCAGGAACUUCUAACUGUGACAGUGUCCCUUUGAAUCAUUCAUACUGACAUCCGUUUCAGUGCAGUGACAGCACAGCUGUACCUUCAUCAGUCUCUCUGCUACAAGAUUCAUGGCAUUUCUUUACUGUGGCAAGUAUACCUGAUUACAGUAUGAUUUUAAAAGGCAAUCAACUAAAUAAACCAAUGUUAAUGGCUAAGCUUAACCAUUUCCUCUUCACCUGAUACUGAAUAAAAUUAUGCCAACCACGAAA